This is a messenger RNA of Marmota monax (woodchuck), 951 nucleotides long. Its product is annotated as lymphocyte antigen 6G6e. Bases 38 to 505 code for a protein of 155 amino acids. The transcript has 3 exons. Gene Ontology annotation, cellular component: plasma membrane. NCBI's taxonomy places the organism in Eukaryota, Metazoa, Chordata, Mammalia, Rodentia, Sciuridae. Gene Ontology annotation, biological process: acetylcholine receptor signaling pathway; desensitization of G protein-coupled receptor signaling pathway. Gene Ontology annotation, molecular function: acetylcholine receptor binding; transmembrane receptor protein serine/threonine kinase activity; acetylcholine receptor activator activity. The record is from RefSeq and is a predicted model, not a curated record.
CUCCCUAGGUGUGUUUGUUUACUGGUCCCUCCCUGUCAUGCUCAGAUGUUCCUUCUCGGGGUGCAGAUCACAUUCUCCCAGAUUCCUGAGCCCAGGUUCUGCCAUGGGCACCUCCAGCAUCUUCCUCUGCGUCUUGUUCCUCUGUGGGGCAUUGGGUCUCACCACUUCCCCUGCCCAGGGACAGCUUCACUGUUACACCUGCAGCUUCGCCAAGCCUUGCUACCCUGUACCCACAGAGUGUCAGGAUGAUGAAGCUUGUGGCAUCACUGUUGGCACCUCAGACCAGAAUGAGAUCAUCGAGCGGAAAGGCUGCCUCCCAAGGACCCAGUGCCCUCUGCCAGGUCAUGCCACCUACUGGUCACGUGCCUACAUUCUGCGGCACCACUGCUGUGAGCAGGACCUGUGCAACUCGGCUGUCACAGCACAGUGGCUCCCCAGUCUCUUCCUCACCACCCUGCUCCUCCUGGUGGCCAAUUUUGCCUGGGGAGGCCAACUCCUCCACUAGCCUUGUGUGGACUCUCAGCCCCCAACCCAAGACUCCUUCACCAUCAACAUGGUACUGGAAAUACCUGCAUGGACACUUUUGAGACAUGCCCAAGAACCUGAUUUUGUACACAAUCCUUAGACUCCUAGACCCAACACCUCCACAGACCCCUCCCAAGACCUGUUUCCCAUGGGCACUGCUCUAGCCCUUGUAGGCACCCACCCAAAGCCCAGCCUCAUAAGAAACAUCUGCUCUGUGUCUUUUCCAAACGCCUGGUGCUGAUGUCUUCUCUCAGCCCCAGGUGCCUAGCAAGAUGCCAUUUUGAUAGAGCUGUGGUCCCAGGCAAGCGAAUUGAAAGGGCACAAGGUAUGGUGAUGAGGAAGGUCUUUCUGGGAAAGAUGUAACAUAGUAGGUGGGGAACUAUAGAGUACAUUUAAUAAAGGAGUUAUCUGGGAACCUAGCAAUGG